Molecule: messenger RNA, 2105 nt
Organism: Anarrhichthys ocellatus (wolf-eel)
Lineage: Eukaryota; Metazoa; Chordata; Actinopteri; Perciformes; Anarhichadidae
Product: integrin beta-1-B-like
Exons: 6
Coding region: 120-1238 (372 amino acids)
Biological process (GO): cell-cell adhesion; integrin-mediated signaling pathway; cell migration
Cellular component (GO): cell surface; focal adhesion; integrin complex
Molecular function (GO): integrin binding
Source: RefSeq, a predicted model, not a curated record
UCUGCAUCCAGCAGCAUUCACAGCGAGUCAAUAUAUGACCGAAGCUCGUCAGUCUGUCACAGUGUGCAAGACGUGCUCCAAGACGCGGCUACAGUAGAGAAGUCAUUCAGUACGCCAGGAUGUCUGUGAAGCUGCUCGGAUAUCUCUGCCUGCUGCUUGUUGCGUUGUGUCCCAGCUGGGCAGAAGAACAACAACAACAGUGUCUCACAUCUGCCAACAACUGCGACGAGUGCAUUCAGUCUGGCCCGGCGUGUGCUUGGUGCACCGGCCCUCACUCGAACACCCGCUGUCAUACGUUGAAGGGGCUGCGGCGAGCGGGCUGUCGUCAAAGUGACAUGUAUAACCCUCAGGGCAGGGUGCAGGUUGUCAAAAAUUACAGCAGCACCAGACCAGCGAAUGCCAAGGCCCUGUCCCUCCAGCCCCGAGAGGUCUCCCUCCAUUUGAGGCCAGGUGUGAGCCAGUCCUUCCCCCUCACUAUCACCAUGCCUACAGACCAGCCUAUCACAGAGCUGAGCAUGGACACAAGCCCUGUGCCAGCCGGAGUCAACAUCACAUUCAGUAGCAUUAUGAAUGAAAACCCUCUGGUCGUACAGGUGACCGUGGAGGCUGCCCAGUGUCCCAGUGAGAGGGACGACUUAACCCAGAACAGGACCGGGCCCUGGCCUGUCCACAUCACACCCAGAGGCUUUGCACCGAGUGUGAAGUUAGAGAUAACGCUGGAGUGUCAGUGUGACUGCACAAGAAACCGUGAGGAAAACAGCCCUGGCUGCGGAGGCCACGGGGCUCUGGUGUGUGGCCAGUGUGAGUGCCGCAUGCAUUACACUGGACAACAGUGCCAGAGAGACACCGACUCAUUUCCUUCACGAAAUGAAGACUCCUGUCGCUCAGGCCCGAAUGCCCCCGUGUGCAGCGGUAGGGGACAAUGCGAGGAGGGAUUCUGUGUGUGCGAUGCGAGAAUGAUCCCGGAAGAAAGAUACAGCGGACAAUACUGCGAGUGCAGCAACUUUGACUGUCCUUAUCACAUCGGCAGAAUAUGUGGAGGCCAUGGGCGGUGCGAGUGUGGACAGUGCAGGUGUGAUGACGACUGGACCGGUGAAGACUGCAUCUGCACCAUGGAAACUGCUUCCUGUAUGUCAAAGAACCAGAAGCUGUGUGACGAUAAAGGGUUGUGUCAGUGCGGAGUAUGUAAAUGUGAGCGACCAUACGCAGGCCGGACCUGUGAGUACGCCCCCUUUUGAUUGGGCAGUUGUCAGCAGAGUGUGGAGUGUCGGGCAGAGACAGACCGGCUUUCACUGAUAGACAGCGUAUGCACAAUUGCAAUCAGAUAAGUAACUUUUGUACAAAAAGUACAAAAAUGUGGUGGAUUACAAGUAUUAAGUUGCAUGAAAUGGGAAAUACUCAAGUAAGAUACAAGUACCAUGAUUUACAUGAGGGGUCUACAUAUAUUUGGGACGUAGCCAGCAAAUACACGGUGUUAUGGAAUGAAACAAAUAAAAUUAAGUUAUAAAUUUCUGUUACAUCACAACUCCUGCUUGCUGCAUAAAAAAUGUCUAAAAUGAUGAAGUCCUUUUCUGAACCUCCCCCUUCAAAACUAUUUUAAUAAAGUCACCUAAAGAAAGGAACUCUUUAAAUUACUAUUUAAAUGUACAGUUACUGUAUUCUGCCACAGACACUUACUGUUUUUAUAUUUCUGAUUUCAAAACUAAUUUCUGUUAAAAUGGAAGUUCGUUCAUGAACAGAGCAAAAUCAUAUAUUUCUUCCUGUUACUAUGAGUAUCACAAUGCCACUAAACUACACAGUAGUACACAAACUAUCAAGUGUGACUAUGAGUGUGACUACCUCACCGUGACCGUGGUGGGGGCCAAAGAUGAUGGGCCUCAACCAGGAGAAACUAAUGGAUUCUGUGAACUGAUGAGUCGUAAAGACUCUUUCUUCUUCUACUACACCUUCUCCAGCACGCCCUCUGGAGGACCGUCGACUGAGGUGCGGGCCAAAGAAUUGUGGAAGAAGGAGUGUUUGAUGUCAUGAGGUCUCCAUCAGCAGGAGAAGUUGAUUUCGAUGUGUUAGCCUCUCUUCAAUGUUUACCAUUGAUUUUAACAUGGUCU